Messenger RNA from Prunus avium (sweet cherry), 2147 nucleotides. Its product is annotated as protein ROOT HAIR SPECIFIC 17. Lineage: Eukaryota; Viridiplantae; Streptophyta; Magnoliopsida; Rosales; Rosaceae. The record is from RefSeq and is a predicted model, not a curated record.
AUGAAGAAGAAGAAGAGAGACGUAAGCAACGGCCACAGCAGCAUCAACAUGAACAGCGUCAUCAACGUCACCCCCCUCAGCGGCGUCGUUUUCAGAACCGCCGUUCUCCGGCGACACCUCCGCCGUCUCCGCCACCACGUGUUCCCCCUCGUCUCCGCCGUCUCCGGUUGCCUCCUACUCCUCCUCGCCGCCUUCUCUCUCCUCGCUCCGUCUCCGGUUCUGCAUCACCACGAUCACCUCUCGCUCUUGCGUCACUACCAUUCCUCGGAUGACAAUGGCGUCGUUGAGGCCCGGUCGAACUCGGAUGAAACGGCCACGUUUCGUGUUCCGGAGAGUGGAGGGAGCUCAGGUCGAGAUUUAUGGAGCACAAGGAAAUCGGAUUUGUUCCAUGGUUGCAGCAAUGCCGCCGAUAACUUUGCAACUGCUGAUGUGAAAACACAUUCGAAUCGCUACUUGUUGAUUGCUACGAGUGGAGGCUUAAACCAACAAAGAACAGGGAUAACUGAUGCUGUUGUUGCAGCUUAUAUCUUGAAUGCUACUCUUGUCGUUCCCAAGCUGGACCAGAAAUCAUUUUGGAAGGAUUCCAGCAACUUUGAUGAAAUCUUUGAUGUAGACUGGUUUAUAUCAUCUCUAUCAAAAGAUGUUGAAAUCAUUAAACAGCUUCCUACAAAGGGAGGAAAACCAAUGAGUCCAUAUACCAUGCGUGUCCCAAGGAAGUGCAAUGCAAAAUGCUACCAGAAUCGUUUAGUGCCUGUUCUUAAUAAAAAGCAUGCUGUUCAGCUCACAAAGUUUGAUUACAGGCUUUCAAAUAAGUUGGAUUCAAAUUUACAAAAGCUUAGGUGUAGAGAAAAUUUUCAUGCCUUGAAGUUUACUGACCUUAUUAAUGAAAUGGGGAAAACGUUGGUUGACAGAAUGAGGAUGAAAAGCAAGCAUUUCAUUGCCCUGCAUUUGAGGUUUGAGCCUGAUAUGCUGGCAUUUUCUGGAUGUGAUUUUGGUGGAGGAGAAAAAGAAAGGAAACAACUUGGGAAAAUUCGGAAAAGGUGGAAAACUUUACAUGCAAGCAACCCUGACAAGGUACGAAGACAUGGCAGAUGCCCGCUAACUCCAGAGGAAGUUGGCCUUAUGCUUAGAGCACUGGGUUUUGGAAGUGAUAUUCACUUGUAUGUGGCAUCGGGUGAAGUAUACGGAGGUGAAGAGACGUUGGCACCACUGAAGAAACUUUUCCCGAACUACCACUCAAAAGAGACUAUAGCAAGUAAAGAGGAGUUGACACCAUUUUCAUCCUUCUCUUCUCGAAUGGCUGCACUUGAUUUUAUUGUUUGCGAUGAAAGUGAUGUUUUCAUCACCAACAACAAUGGCAAUAUGGCUAGAAUGUUAGCUGGUCGAAGGAGAUACUUUGGUCAUAAACCAACAAUCCGUCCAAAUGCUAAGAAACUGUCUCUGUUGUUCAUGAAUCGUAAUAACAUGACUUGGGAAGAAUUUGCCUCCAAGCUUCGAACUAAUCAAAUUGGAUUCAUGGGAGAGCCAAAUGAGAUAAAGCCUGGCAGGGGUGAGUUCCAUGAAAACCCAGCAGCCUGCAUAUGUAGUGCAUCUAGCAGAAAGUCCAACGAAGUUCCAAUUCCUCAAAAUGAAAGUUAUGACAGCCAGAACGUACAUAAGGAGGAUGACACGAAAAAGGACAGUGGUUACGUGACAGACGAGCAAAUAACUGAGGAUGAGCAGGAUUGGUCUGAGAUUGAUUAUACAGAAAUGAAUAUAAAUCGUUCUCAGGGUAAAGUGCUGCCUAGUGUAAGAGUUUCAUAUCCAGGUCUUCUACUUAAACCUGACGAACCAGAACUCGAAGAGUUCUUUUCAGACUAGACUGAAUUAAUUAGGAGAAGACUAGGCUGGAUCUCCACCUCCGCGAGUUAGCUGAUUUGUCCAAACGAAUUCAUCACCAAAAUUCUUUGCUGGUUUGCUUUGAUAGGUUACUUGUGCGCACAAGAUUGAUUUUGUUACACUGAAGGGUAGUAAUAACAAGGACGCACAAUGUACAUAGAAGGCCUCUGUAGCAGCAGCAUCGGCAUUGGAAUAACAGAAUGGAGUCGUAAUAUAGUCAUAUUCAGAUUUUGAAACUUGUAAAUGAAGCUAGUGGAACAUCUUUUGCU